CACAGCGCGAUUUACUACGUCAUCAUAUGGCGACUGUUAUGAUUUUUGUAAACAUUGACCAGGCGGUGGAGAACGUGAACAGAAACCAUGGAUAAUCUUGUAAAGGUGCACGGAGCAGGCGGCUAUGACUCUGACUUCAGUGAUGAUGAAGAGGGAGAGUCCUCGCAGAGAGGCCUUAAAAGGAAACGCGAGGAUGAAAUUUUACAGAAGCCAUUCCAGAAAGGAGGGCACUCCCAAGUGGCUCAUCGGAGUUUCCACUCUAAUGAAGUGGACAGAGAGGAGGCCAGGAACAGAAGAGCCCACCUGAUAUCACUGAAUGCUUUUGAGCGACAUAAGAAGUUUGUCAGUGACUACAUACUUUACUAUGGAGGGAAGAUGUCUGACUUCAAACGCUCUGCAGCUAAAGACAAGACCGAUAUGGAUGUGGUGCGGGAGAAUCAUCGCUUUCUCUGGAGGGAUGAGGAUGAGGACGACAUGACGUGGGAGAAAGAACUGGCUAAGACAUACUACGAUAAACUGUUCAAAGAGUACUGCAUAGCUGACCUCAGCAGAUACAAGGAAAACAAGUUUGGAUUUAGAUGGCGGGUUGAAAAUGAAGUCGUCUGUGGCAAAGGUCAGUUCCAGUGUGGUAACAAGCGCUGUGAGAAGCAGGAAGGCCUCAAGAGCUGGGAGGUGAAUUUUGGUUAUGUGGAACAGGGCGAGAAGAGGAACGCAUUGGUCAAACUCAGACUGUGCCCUGAGUGCUCCUUCAAACUCAACUACCACCACAAACGGAGGGAGGUGAAAGCAAAGAAGAAAACUUGGAGGCGCUCAGAGGAAAACCUGGAACCACGACAGAAGAAGAAAAAGAGGAGCAAAUCCAAGUCUUCUUCUCACUCCAAGAAGCACAAACACAAAGACCGGCAAAAGAGGCACAGAAAUCACUCCUCCUCCUCCUCCUCCUCCUCCUCGUCCUCCAGCAGUUCAGAGAAGUCGCAGGACUCGGACAAAGACUCUGGAGAUGAGCCAGAAGACCAAUCAGAGGCAGACCACUGGCGAGGACCCGCCCCCGUGGUGGAGGAAAAGUCAAGGGAGGAGGAGUUUGAUGAAUACUUUGAGGACAUGUUCCUCUGACUGACAUGGCAUCAGCUCCAGUGCGACUGCAACUACACUUCCUUCUGCAGCACCACUAACUGUAAAGAGGAUGAUUUUCUUCUGUUUUGUCUUUGCUUCUUGUGUGUGCGUGCGUGCAUGUAUCCUUUUGUCUGUGUAUGUUCCAGUACCGCUACAGAAAUAAACAUUUGUUCGCCAUGUAUUUUUCACUGA
This is a messenger RNA of Myripristis murdjan (pinecone soldierfish), 1305 nucleotides long. It is a transcript of the gene fra10ac1, whose product is annotated as FRA10A associated CGG repeat 1. The record is from RefSeq and is a predicted model, not a curated record. Gene Ontology annotation, biological process: dephosphorylation. NCBI's taxonomy places the organism in Eukaryota, Metazoa, Chordata, Actinopteri, Holocentriformes, Holocentridae. The coding region runs from base 88 to 1113 and encodes 341 amino acids. Gene Ontology annotation, molecular function: phosphatase activity. The transcript is spliced from 14 exons.